Molecule: messenger RNA, 1443 nt
Organism: Seminavis robusta
Lineage: Eukaryota; Bacillariophyta; Bacillariophyceae; Naviculales; Naviculaceae
Source: the annotation of a GenBank genome assembly
AUGAAUCGAUUUGGCUUCUUGACUUUUACCAUCCUCGUUGCCUUUGCUGGGGCGAGGGAGUUCAAAGAUGAUCAUGGCAUCGUAUUUUCUUGGGACGAUGAUAAGCCGCCGACCGUAGUUGCCAACGCCUUUGGUGCCAUUCCUUUUUACCAUUUCGGCAUGACCAACGAACAGCUUGUUGGAGUGUGGGGCAAAUGGCUUGUGCGUGGAAGCAACAUCGACUUUGAAACGGACGACGAAUUGAGUUCAAACUUUGCAUCGGAUCCCAAUCAGGCAGAGCUUGAUUUUCUCGAUUCGUUGACAGACAUUACGCCAGAAUGUUCCACUGAUCCCAAUGGAUGCCAGCGGCAGUUCGACCGAGACACCUUCAGUGGCCUUGAUCCCGACUUUGCUGUUUACGUUCAUUUUGGCCCAUUUGCCGAAGUGCUUUCUCCAAUCGAGUCUGUCACAGGCAGCCCACCCAUUUUUAUCGACACUCGAUUUGAAGACGGCGAUGGAUGCCGCACUGAUACCUAUGAGCUCAAUGUAACGAACUGUUAUGCCCGUUCUGUGGAGGACGUCAUUGACAGAAUCCGCGAGUUGGCAAAGUUCUUGGGAGUUGAGGAGUCGCCAGAGGUUGUAGAAGACCAACAGAGAUAUUGCGAGGCUGCCAAUGAGUUUUCACUCAUGGCGGAACAACUCCAGGAACGCGGCGUCCGCUGCCUUGCUGCAUCGGUGAGGCAAGCCAACGGUGGAACCAUCAACGUAUUCAACACAAACAAUCUUCCAUGGCUUCGUACAUUUGAAGAUCUUGGACUUCCCUUGCUCACUGCUCCUUUUGAAUCAAAGAGCGACUUCACCUAUACCUACUCUGUCUCUGAUUGGUACCCAGAAUGCGGAGGCCAACCCAGUGGAUGCGAAACCUUGACCCCAGCGCUACCAACGGAUUGUUUCCUCUUUGACACUCGCACGUUCGCCUACAUUGAAGACAGCAAGGAACAAGUCCUUGGCUUUCUGCCAGAAAAGACCAUCGAGCAGGACCAGUACUCGUACUUUCACUUCAAUGAGGGAGGUUUCUCCUACAGAAGAGCGGCGGCCGUGUUGAAUCAAAUCAAUGAAGACCUCAAGGACGUCCAGCCCCUAUACUCCCAAACCCCUUGCGCCACAGUGGACGUCUCGUCCAGAGAAUAUACUAGCUUGGCUUCUGGCGGUCUCUCCGCAGGUCAGUACGCAUGCUACAAUAGCGAGCUGAUGACAUGCCCCAAGGGUUUUGAACCUGGGACUAGCUUGGCUGCUGAUAUUGCAACAGAGACCAGCCAAAGCAGCAACGGGGGAGGUUCGUCGAGCAAUGGCAAUGGCUACCAACCUAUACAAUCAAGCGGUGCCCUGCAGCUGAAGAGACAAACAGUAGUUGGGUUUGUCACAUUUCUCACAGGCCUCUUUCUUGGAUCCAUGUUCAGUUAA